Nipponia nippon (crested ibis) is the source of this 1683-nucleotide messenger RNA. Lineage: Eukaryota; Metazoa; Chordata; Aves; Pelecaniformes; Threskiornithidae. The record is from RefSeq and is a predicted model, not a curated record.
AUGCAUGUGAAAUUUGCUUACACGAGUAAUCCCAUUGAUUUAAAUGAGAGCAUUCAUGUGAUGAAAACAAGUUCAAUGCAGGAACGUUUAGAAGAUGGUGACCUUAGAAACGAACAGUCGUCUUUGGAAGUAUUCAAAGGGUGGUUAUUAAAACUUAAAGCUGAGAGUUGCUGUUUGAAGGGAGAAAUGGCUAGAAAGAUGUUUGGGGAGCUCACCUGCCAAAUAAUAAUGCAUUUUAAUGAUGCCGGUUCUAGACCUGGAAGGCCUCCUAAGAGGACUCAAAGUGUCACCUCCCCAGAGAAUUCUCAUAUCAUGCCACAUUCUGUCCCAGGCCUAAUGUCUCCUGGAAUCAUCCCGCCAACAGGCCUGACAGCAGCAGCUGCAGCGGCAGCAGCUGCCACCAAUGCCGCCAUAGCAGAAGCAAUGAAAGUGAAAAAAAUUAAAUUGGAAGCUAUGUCCAACUAUCAUGCAAAUAAUAACCAGCAUGGAGCAGACUCUGAAAAUGGAGAUCUGAAUUCAAGUGUCGGCAGCAGUGAUGGUUCUUGGGAUAAAGAAAAACUUCAGUCUCCCCCCACCCAAGGAUCACAGGCCUCUGUUAACCACCCCAACUUGCCUGGACAGCAUAAUGUUCCAGUUAGCCAUCCUCUCAACCCUCUUCAACAGAACCACCUUCUGCCAAAUGGAUUGGAACUUCCUUUUAUGAUGAUGCCCCACCCGUUAAUUCCCGUGAGCCUACCUCCAGCAUCUGUCACGAUGGCAAUGAGCCAGAUGAAUCACCUUAGUACCAUCGCCAACAUGGCAGCAGCAGCACAAGUGCAGAGUCCUCCAUCCAGAGUUGAGACAUCUGUUAUUAAGGAACGUGUUCCAGACAGCCCUUCUCCUGCUCCUUCUCUUGAAGAGGGCCGAAGACCUGGCAGCCAUCCAUCUUCUCAUCGAAGCAGCAGUGUGUCCAGCUCUCCUGCACGGACCGAGAGCUCUUCAGACAGAAUCCCUGUCCAUCAGAAUGGGCUAUCUAUGAACCAAAUGCUGAUGGGUUUGUCACCUAAUGUCCUGCCUGGACCUAAGGAGGGUGAUCUGGCUGGUCAUGAUGUGGGACAUGAGACAAAAAGAAUACACAUUGAGAAAGAUGAGACCCCGCUCUCCACACCAACCGCAAGAGACAGCCUUGACAAACUUUCUCUAACUGGGCAUGGGCAACCACUACCUCCGGGUUUUCCAUCUCCUUUUCUAUUCCCUGAUGGAUUGUCCUCCAUAGAGACCCUUCUGACUAACAUCCAGGGUCUACUAAAGGUUGCUAUAGACAAUGCCAGAGCUCAAGAGAAACAGGUCCAACUGGAAAAGACAGAGCUGAAGAUGGAGCUCUUCAGGGAACGAGAACUGAGGGAAACACUUGAAAAACAGUUGGCUGUGGAGCAGAAGAACAGAGCAAUAGUUCAGAAGAGGCUAAAGAAGGAAAAGAAGGCAAAGAGGAAAUUGCAGGAAGCACUUGAAUUUGAGACUAAACGACGGGAACAAGCAGAACAGACACUGAAACAGGCAGCUUCAACAGAUAGUCUCAGGGUCCUAAAUGACUCUCUGACCCCAGAGAUAGAAGCUGACCGCAGCGGGGGCAGAACAGAUGCUGAAAGGACAAUACAAGGUAGGAAUUUGCAAAAGGCUAUAAAUCUAGAUCUUGCUAUAUGA